Messenger RNA from Temnothorax curvispinosus, 5561 nucleotides. It is a transcript of the gene Rim2, whose product is annotated as mitochondrial carrier protein Rim2. Gene Ontology annotation, cellular component: mitochondrion. The record is from RefSeq and is a predicted model, not a curated record. The coding region runs from base 450 to 1565 and encodes 371 amino acids. Gene Ontology annotation, molecular function: pyrimidine nucleotide transmembrane transporter activity. Gene Ontology annotation, biological process: pyrimidine nucleotide import into mitochondrion. Lineage: Eukaryota; Metazoa; Arthropoda; Insecta; Hymenoptera; Formicidae. The transcript has 6 exons.
CGGGUAACGGCGGCGGUAGUGCGUGAUACGUUCUCGUAUCGGUCGGAGUCGUUCGUCAUUUCGCGGCGUUGAAAAACAGUGUAUCGUAGUAUACGUCGCGGUGUGUGCGUCGCGUCGAGACUCGAGUGUCGUUUUCCGUCUCGUCGGCAUCGCCGCCGUGGGAGAGGGACGAGGAGAAACACAGUGCGGUCCGUCGCGUCGUAAAUCGUCCGCGAUCGCCCCGAGAACUGUUCGAAGCCGGUGUUGUUACGUAGUACCUCAGCGCGGACCUUAUUGCGCGCCUCGCCUCGCCUCGCCUAGUUUCUCCUCCCGUCUCGUCUCGUCUUUCGUUUCGUCGGCCCGUCCGUCCGUCCGCCGUUGCGUCGCCGUCGUCUCGCCGAAACGCGUAAAAGUGCAUGCUACCGUAGGUUGACAGCGGGAUCUGCGCGCCUCACGGCACACGGCGGAGGAUGUUGGAUCGCGACACGGCGAUACAUCUCGUCGCCGGAGGAGUGGCUGGCACGGCAGGAGCAAUAGUAACUUGUCCGCUGGAAGUGGUAAAGACCCGACUGCAGUCGUCGUCUUCCGGCUUUAAUCCGCCGGUGAGCAAAGAAUUCACAUCUGGUCAUCCGACAUGCAAGGGUUCACCGACGCCCGAACAACGCCGGAGGCUAUGCACUGGAUAUCCCAGGUAUUCCAGUCACUUCGUAGCUCUCUCGCAUUUCGGUGUCUCGACCUCACCCCCGGACUCCUCCCGGCACGCGCCGGGUAUCUAUCAGUGCUUAAGGUACAUCAUCAAGAAUGAGGGUGCACGAGGAUUGUUCAAAGGCCUUGGUCCAAAUCUCAUUGGCGUGGCACCUUCCAGAGCUAUCUACUUUUGCGCGUACUCCAAGAGCAAAGUCGCGUUUAACGCGAUUCUACCUCCCGAUACUCCGAUCGUUCACGUCUUCUCCGCGUCCUGCGCUGGUUUCACCGCGUGUACAUUGACAAAUCCGAUUUGGUUUAUAAAAACCAGACUACAGCUGGACCACCGAUCGCAUAAAGUCACAGCGAUAGAAUGCAUGCGGAGGAUAUAUCGACAAUCGGGUAUCCUGGGAUUCUACAAAGGUAUCGUGGCAUCCUAUGUAGGCAUAAGUGAGACUGUGAUACACUUUGUGAUAUAUGAAGCUGUGAAGGCGUGGUUAGCUACACAUAGGUCGCGAGCUUCUCAAACGGACGAUAGAAAGACGUUCCGCGACUUCAUCGAAUUUAUGGCGGCGGGCUCAUUUUCAAAAACGAUAGCGUCAACUAUUGCCUAUCCUCACGAGGUCGCGAGGACCCGGUUGCGGGAAGAGGGCACCAAAUACCGCACAUUCUGGCAGACCUUGAACACGGUGUGGGUGGAGGAGGGUACAAAGGGUCUCUACCGUGGUCUCGGAACUCAGCUGAUCCGGCAGAUUCCGAACACCGCUAUCAUAAUGGCAACGUACGAGGCGGUAGUAUACGUGCUGACCCGACACUUUCGGCCGGUUACGGUGACGACAUCCAGCACCGAUGUGACUUCGGAAUUCUACAACGAGGCUAAAGCGAAGAGAGAGCUGGCCUAGGACUUGCUUACGGCCCCCGAAUAAAGGGCCACCUAUCAACAACCAUUUUCCCUUCUCCAGUAGGCGAAUACCGCACGUACUCGGGGGGACAGCGUCCUAAGAUCCUAAUCGCACGUCUAGGCGCAUCGAGAUCAAGCUGGAAACGCGUUCGAUGCCCUAAUCGUUUGCUCCAGGGGUACUCAAAAAGGUACCAGCUCUUUGGUCGCACUGUGCUCUAAAAGUAUAGCAAAAAGUAGUCCUUCCUCCUUUCAGAUAGCAUGUACAUAUCCAGACACGGACCCGCUGUAUCUCGCAGGGAGAAAAUGAGAGAGGGGUGAGGGAGAGAAAGAGGGGAAUUAAGGAAAGCACAUUUUGUUUUGCGUCGGAUAGACGAAGGCUGAGACGUCGCUUCUCAUUUGCGAAAAAUGUGGACGUGCGUGAAUACCGCUUGUAUUGCGUUAUGAAAUUUAUUCGAGGCAAGAUUUUUCUCUGCUCCAGAAACAAAACUUACUCCAAAUCCAAAACGUGUGAGGCUCGUUGUAAUAGUCACUUUAGGUCUUUGACCUAGGUUUUGAUUGCUGUUCUCUGUUUCACGAUUUGCAAUUUUUCUUUGCAUCUCGCUUCUUUUUCAUUUUUUGUUUAUACAACAUGAAAAGAAAAUAAAAAACAAAACCAGACUUUGAAAUGGAUCCCUAUUUGUUACUUUGCUCGGUGAGAGAGCAGCAAAAACACAAUAGCAAUUUCUGAGUUUGAAUUAUGCCAGGCGUUUUGAUUUUCCAGUUGCUUCAAGUGAAAUGUUUUUGCUACAAAUCGAUUACUUUAACUGGUCCUGGUCGUAAAUAGAAUAUUAUACAUCCACUCCUCUUAAAAGCUUCCACUCUAGGGCUCUAGUAAAAAUCGUAAUUUGCGUUUGUAAAAUUAUGUAAAAUUGUGAUAAGCAUUGUAUUUCGAUAUAUAUUGAAUUUUAUGAAAGAAUUAUUUUUUGUUUUAUAUAUCCCAGAGUUAAAUUUUAAGUGAUAUUAUAUCAGGCUUUAAACAGCAAUAAUGAAAACUAUAGAAACUAUUUUAUUUUGAUAUUAGCAUAUCCAAGAAACGUUACCAGUAAGUUUGUAUAUAUUUGUUAUGCCAACAUUCUGUUACAUUUGAAUUAUGUACGAGGCAAUUUCAAAAUAUUUCCGGAAUUAGGUGAUACAAACUGAUUUGUGACUAAACAAUAAUGCACAUUUGAAUUUCUGCAGAAAUGCGAGCAGAGAUAUUAAUUAUGUUAUCGCAGCAUAUGAUGACAGAGCAAUAAAAAUAAUUUCGAAGCAUUGACAAAAACAAUGUUAUUACUGUUGGUAUUGUAUGUAUGCGACGGCAUAGCUCUUUUUUUGUAAAAUGACUCACAAGAAUACUUUCAAUGACUUUGAAGAAGUGCAUAAUCAUGAGACAAGAAAAGCAGAAAGUGUUUUCUUUAAAGAAAAUAUAGCAUAAUUCUUGAGUAUAAAAUUUUCUUUUGUAGAAAAUGUAGUAUAAAUGACUAAGUAUUUUGUAUUCAGAAAAAUGAAAAAGUUCCAGAAACCUUUGAAACUGCCUUCUACACUUUAUAAAGUUUUAUAAAAAGUUUUCCAAUAAAUUCAAUUUCACUUUAUUACAGCGACAAUUCUGUUUGAUUUGUAUUCUUUAUUCUACCAUAAUUUUACUACAUUUCCUCAUAUGUUUCAAACAACGAUGUUUCAAACGAUUUUGUCAGAUUUCGAUCUUGUAGAUUUCCUCGUCGAUAUUUCGCUAAUGUGCGAUAACACGCGAUUAGUUCUUAACGAACCGAUAUACGUUUUAACUUACUCUUAGAGACAAAAAGCAAAAAUGUUAAUGUUAGAAUAUGUAUCGGAGGAUUAGCGCGCGUUAGGCUGUUCUUAUAGUUUCCUAUUUUAUUUACGUAGAAAAAUAUCGCGACGUUGUGUACAUAUCGAACCGUAGGCUCUAGCUGUCUACAUUUACGGGCGUUCAUAUAUUACAUUAAUCAGUUGUGUAAUCGCAUGAUGUACUACAAUCUUUAGCAAGAGAACUAAAAAAGUAUUACAAGAAAAUGAAAUCACCGUCAAUACACUUGUAUCUCUUACAGAUCAAAUACGCGAAAUAGUUAACGACUCCUCACUAUAUUUGUUUCUUGGACUACCUCGGGAUACCAUAUAUGGCUAUUUUUGGAAAAGUACUAAAAAAGCAGGUUUGUUGACUUUAAAAUUCCUAUAGAGAUUGUUUCAUAAAAGAAAUGUCAAUUUUUUGUUUUUUUCAAACAAAACUGUAACAGUCGUUAAAAAAUAAUUUUCUCAUUUUUAUUUAUAAGUAAUCUUCAAUUUUUGUUCAUCAAAGCAUAAUAAACGAUUAUAGUUUUAAUUUAAAACGUUUCAAUAUUUUAUUACGAUAUCUAUGUUUUCAAAUGCGUGCCAUCUCGUUAUAUGAUGUGUUUUUCUUUCUGCACAAUGGCUAUGUAAUUCUCUAAUAAUGAAGUUUAUUAACAUUUUACGUCAAAUGUUCUAGAAUUAAAUUUUAUAUGUUCAAUAUGUUCCGCACACUUUUAUGAUGUUCAGAAGUAUAUUUAUAUUAUAUAUUUACAUAUUGUUUCUUAGAACCAAUCGUAUACUUAUAACGAUCGGUCCACACUCGAUUUAUGCCAUGGUUCCGAUCAAGAAAAUCGAGAAUGGGAAUACAUGGUUACAUAUGCGUACAUUUCUGGUUAUCUGGUUAUCUGGGGGGAAGCCUUUCUUCAUAUUAUACGUAAAGAAACUGUGAUUUUAUUUUAUUCAUUACCAGUGGAGCUUGGCGCUUAUCAGUACAGCAGGUUGUACAAUGUUCAUAUAGUGUUUAUGUACUUUGUCCUAUAAGUCGUAUAAAUUAGAUUUAGAAGUAAUUAAGAAAAGGUAGAGACUUUUCGGAGGAUAACAAAAAAAAUGUUCACUCGCUUAUCUUUUAGUCAAUUCUGGAUGAUUUUUAAUGAAAAUAUAAUUAUCACCGACAAAAUUAGUACCUACAAGUGAAAGAUGCGCGACAGGCGAGUCUGUCUUUCUCAAAGAUGAAGCCUAAGAGAAACGUCUGAUUGUGAGAGAAAUAUGCGACUUCUAGAACACUGUAUGUGAUUGAUAUGUUAAUUGUUAACAUCUUGUUGAGACUUCUAUGAUAUACCGUUGUCAAUUGUAAAAAUGUAAUGCUCCAGGAAUACAGAUUCUAAGUGCCAGGCUGUUAUUAGUCGUGCAUAGUCAUUUACGCAAGAGUAUCGUGCACCUCUUAAAGGAAUCGCGAAGGUAAAUGAGAACCGAAUGCGUGUGUGCCAAGUGUAAAGCGUGUAUAGAUAUUAGAUAAGGAAUCAUUGGGAUAAGCAAUGAAUUUUUUUAUUGAAGUCAGAGAUGGCGAGCGACGAAAAAUGCAAAGAGAAUGACAGGAGGAGAGAGAGAGAGAGAAAGAGAGAAAUAUUUCGUGUACGAGAAGCGAGUGUUUCGUUAAAGACUGACGUUGUACAAUUACUUAGCGUAGCGUGAGAAAAUCAAUGCGUAUACAAGUAUAUGCAAAGGUCCUGCAAUUGCGCGGAAAUCGCGUUCUCGAAACCGGAAAAAUUAAUUUAAGUUUCAGGAAAUACAUGUAAAAUACCAAGCGCGUCGUUAUUUUUCUAAAUAAAGCAUUUUAUUCGUUUCUCAACUUUUCAUUCGUAUUCGGGUAGGAUAUUGCUGGAACGAGAAUUCAAUGAGAUAUUCGCAGCGACAAACGUUAAUCAAACUUAACAAAGUCUAACAAAAGUCUAACAAGGAGAAAAGCCGUUGCUGAAGUCCGGCUUUCUCCGAAGGAAACGAAGCCUCAUACAUGUAAAAAAUUUAUUGUACAUUUUCAAUUUAUUUUUUUAUGUAGGAUUACCUUCCCGAUUGUAUUAUCGAUCACAGGGUAUCCCGUGUAUGUAUAUAUAAGCUUGCGGUACCCAGUAAGAAAACUGUAAUGGAUAAAUUUAUGUGUACAUAGAUAUCUCAAUAAAGAGUAAAGUAAAAAGUA